Molecule: messenger RNA, 8655 nt
Organism: Salarias fasciatus (jewelled blenny)
Lineage: Eukaryota; Metazoa; Chordata; Actinopteri; Blenniiformes; Blenniidae
Gene: tnrc6ba
Product: trinucleotide repeat containing adaptor 6Ba
Exons: 22
Coding region: 297-6668 (2123 amino acids)
Biological process (GO): miRNA-mediated post-transcriptional gene silencing; positive regulation of nuclear-transcribed mRNA poly(A) tail shortening
Cellular component (GO): P-body; nucleoplasm
Molecular function (GO): nucleic acid binding
Source: RefSeq, a predicted model, not a curated record
GCAAAAUGGCCGCCCGUCAACCGACUGACUCCACAGCGCUUUGAAAUCUAAAUUCUUCUGCACACCGACGUUUACACCGCUGCGACGUUAGUACUUAUCAAGGUAGCUUGUUACGCGCAUCUCCACCAUCCGCCACUUACUUGACUCUCCGCUCGGGCGCCGCUGUUCUUAUAGCCUCAAAAAAGCUGGAAAAAAAAUUCGCACUGAAGCACUUUAGCUAAGCUAGCUAGCGAGCUAGCUCCUCUUCUUAUGUGAUUCCUGAGAGAAGACCAGUAUCAGGACAGGAGCAGUAGUUCAUGGAAGACAAGAAAAGGAAAAAAGACGACAAAAGAAAAAGAGAAGCCUCUCAGAAGGUAACAGAGCAAAAAAACAAAGUGCCAGACUUGACCAAGGCAGCUUCUGCCCAGUCCCCUGCCACUCAGAGCAGCUCUGCCUCCCCCAGCCCUGGACCCACCCCCUCUGCGUCCCCAUCCCCAGCCACCUCAGGCCCUGGCAGUGCUGCCUCCCCGUCGCAGGGUGGCAACAAUGCCAAGCGCCUGGCAGUGGCCAACGGACAGCCCACCUCCACCACCAGUUCUUCCUCCUCUACUGGCGGCCCCAGUGCUGCCGGAAACGGCAGUGCAGGUAGCGGAGGCGGAACUCAGGCGCCUCAGCAGCCACCGCGCUACAUGCCGAGAGAAGUGCCGCCACGAUUUCGCUGCCAGCAGGACCAUAAAGUGCUACUGAAGAGGGGUCAGCCGCCACUGUCCUCCAUGCUGCUGGGAGGGGGCGGAGGAGGGGAUGGCCCCAAUGCAAACAUGGCUGCUGUCUCAGAUUCUGGCACGGCUGCCUCCUCAGUGGCCCUCACCUCAUCAUCAGUUGCUGCUUCUACUACUACUUCUAAUUAUGCAAAUUCCAUGUGGGGGGCAAGCUCAGGCAGCCAGGCCUCCUCUCAGGGCAGGGAGAAGGUGAUUGUUGAUGGCAAUGACCUGGAGGAGUGGCCUAGCAUCGGUGGCAACGAUGGGGGAGGAGCUUCUUUCACUGGGACUGGUGGAGGCAGUGGCAACAAUGGAAUGCCUGCGAGCAGCAUUAGUGCCUCUGGCAACCAGUCCUCACCAACUUCCUCGUUCUCUUUGCCCAAUGAAUGUAUGCAGUCGUCCAACAGUGUGGCGUGGGGGACGGCUGCCUCCCAGGGUCAUCUUGGAGGAGGUAGUGCAGUAGCUGCAGCUGGGCCUCUGCUACAACAGCCCUCCUCACUUUCCAAAGCCCCCGCUGUGCCAGGGAGCCAUGAUGCCAGUGGCCCUCUCGAUGGCAGCAGUGGGAUUCCAGGUGCCAACUUCAGUCCAAAUGCCAACCCUUCGGCCUGGCCUGCCCUGGUGCAGCAGGAUGGCCCUGCUGCUACAGGGGAAGGAGGCCUGUCCUCCUUCCAUCACCAGGGCCCUGGAGGGUCUGCCAACAACUCUGCUUCCCUGGGGCUGGGAGGUGGGACAGUCGGGGUGCUGGGGGGUCACCCAUCUUUAUCUGUGAAUCAAUCAAGCACCCAUCAGCACCAAGUUCACCAAAUGCAAUCCAGAGACAGAGAGAUGGGAGGGGGGAAAUGGGACAGUGAAUCAGCGGGACCAAAAAUCGCAGGGGGGGAUGGGAUUGGUGGAGGAAUGGACCAUGGUGUGGUAGGAGGUGGGGUGACCGUGGGUGACCACAGCCUUGCCUCCUCAUGGAGAAGCCAGCCUUCUUACCCUGCAGCUAACUCCAAAACGGGUGCCUCAAGGACUGAUGGAUGGGAGGGUGGAGCAGCUGGCACUGGGGCUUUCGGAGCUGCCGAAGGAGAUAACGGAACCUCGGGUUGGGGAUACCCGAGUUCUACAAGUGGGGUCAAUGCUUGGGGGGGUGCAGGAAAUGGGGGAACCAGUAGUCAAACCUCCGGGGUAUCUCAGGGAGGGUGGGGCUCAUCAGGAGUGGGAGGAGAAAGAGGAAUUUCUGGUAGUGAUUGGGGUGGGAACUCUACUGCUGUUGGUGGAAGCAACCCAACAGAUGAGGGAGUAGGUGGAGCCUGCAGCAGUAACAGCAGCAGUAGUGGAGGAAGCACAGCAGGCAACCAACCUGCUGCUUCCUCAUCCUCAACAACCACCACGACAACCAGAGCCUGGGACAAUCAGAAAGAGGAGGGGGAAACUGGGGAGUGGGCCGGUGUGGCAGGAGAACCCGGAGCUCGGGGAGGAUCGUCGUCCAGCGGUGGAAAUUCAAGAAGUGGAAGCGGCAGUCAUCCUCGCCGGCAGGCACCCAACACUGAAGCUGCCUUACAGAGCCUGCUCAAUCGUUCUGAUCUGGACCCGCGCGUCCUUUCCAACACAGGCUGGGGCCAAACACAGAUCCGACAAAACACAGCCUGGGACGUUGAUGAGCAUGCUGGACAGAGUAAAGGGGUGUCAUCAGCUCCAUCCAAACAUCCGUCUUCUCUUGGUGGUGUUUCUCAGUAUUCUCGGGAACCUAGGACCCUAAGCACUGAUUCUAUGGGUCCAGGUGUCAGUCCUUCUUUGGUUCCAUCCACUGGUUCCUCUGGAGAGGGCUGGGAGAGCAGCAGCAACAGUAGCAGUAGUGGAGCGUCUUUGUCUGGGAGAGCUCCACCAUCUACAGGCCCCAACAUGAGGAAUAUUGGCGUCUCACAAUCUGGGCCCAUGACCACAACUGGACCUGGCAUGGGGUCAGGGACUGUACCUGGGCCUACCCAGCAGGGGAAAGAGACAGGUUGGGGUGGGGGAGGCAUGGCACCUGGGGAUCGCCAUGAGGCUAAAGGUUGGGGAAAUGAAGAAUGGAGAAGCAGCAGUAGUAGUAGAGGGGGAAAUGGUGGAGGAUGGGGCGAUCUUGGUCCACAAGGUAACCCUGUGAGUUCAGGCUGGGGGGGAAGUCAGGAGGAGAAAGGGACUUCAAGUUGGAAGGAAAUGGGUGGUAAUGGAGGAGGGAGUGGGUGGGGAUCAGACCAGAAAGUAGGGUCGGGUAAGGACUGGGGAGAGCAGGAGUCCAAAUCAAAUAAUGGUGGAGGUGGGUGGGGUGACGAAAGGAAAAAUGGAGGAGGACACUCAGGUGGGGAUUCAGGUGCGGGUGGUUGGAACUGGGAGGACAGUACUCCCCGGAGGACCUGGGGUGCAGGGGGCACAGGGGGAGGAGGAGGGGGGAGCGCAGGAGGAAGUGUCGGUGUUGUCGGGGGCAUGGGAUCCAAACCCCAUCACAGUUGGAGUGGAGGAAACAAAAUGCACCAGAUGCCAAACAGCCAGUCGGGCUCCGUCACAGGCCCACAGGCACAACUGCAACAGCAACAAUCACAGCCCCGUAAUCAGCAUCCACAGCUGCAGCAGCAAGCAUUGGACCAAGGGGCUAUGCAAGGGGGCGGAGGGAGGAAACCCAUCUCUCAAGCCCAGAAUCAGAACCAAAGCUCAGGCUGGACCUCAGGGCCCAUCCCUGGUGUCUCUGGGGGAGGUGGAGGCGGAUCUGAACCAAGCGGCUGGGAGGAACCCUCACCGCAGUCCAUCAGCAGGAAGAACGACAUCGAUGAUGGAACAUCAGCAUGGGGAGACCCAACUCAUUACAAUUACAAGCCGGUCAACCUGUGGGAUAAAAACAGCAGUCCUGCUGGCCAGCAGCCACAUGGCCAGAAUCAGUCCCAGCAGCCACAGCAAGGACCUCCAAUACAGCAGCAACCUAAUCGGCAGCCUGCAGGGCUUGGAGGUAACAGAGACUUCAACACUGGCCAUGGACCUGGAAAAGCAGCUGCUAUGGGUCCAUCAGGAUGGGGUGGCACUUCUCCAACUAGUCCUACAGUAGACAAUGGCACAGCAGCUUGGGGGAAGCCCAGUAGCCCUACAGGCUGGGGAGACCCUGAUGAUGGGAAAACAACUUGUUGGGGAAACUCGUCUUCGAACUCCAUCAAAUCUGGUUCAAAGUCUAUGCAAGAUGGCUGGAUUGACAAGGACGGCUCUGUGGCCGCCUCGCGUCACUCGAGCUGGGAGGAAGAGGAGGAAGGAGGCGGCAUGUGGAAUAGCGCUGGCUCCCAGGGAAGUGGCUCGUCUUGGGGACAAGGAAGCAAUGGAGGCUGGGGGCAGAGUCAUGCUGGGAAGAAGUCCAGCAACAAGGGAUCACUGAAGUCUGGUGGAGGAGACUCGUGGAUGAGCCCCAUUAACAGACAGUUCUCUAACAUGGGCCUGCUGCAGAAUGAUGAUUCCAGUUCGCCCAACAUCGACCUGGCUCCGGGUUCUCUUCAGGAGAAGAAGAUGGAGGUGGACAAAAGAGGAAUGGGCAUGCCUGAUUACAACGGAGACAUGAGGAAAGGAGGAAGAGGAGGAGGGAUGGCUUAUCGUCCUCCUGGUUCCAAAGAGGCAGUACCUGGGGAUGCUGGGUCUUAUUAUGACAAGACCUUGCCUUUGAUCAAUCAGGAUGGGUGCCUUGGGGAGGAGGGUCCUUGCUCUCUGUACUCACCACCCACUGUCUACAAGUCCCAUUCCCUCUUCAACCACUCUAUCCCCUUUAGACAAGGUGGUCACAGUAUCUUUGGCAGCAGUGGAGGAAUGGCCCAGUCCAGACAUCAGCCAAAUAUUCCUCCGAUGAACCAGUCCCCAGGGAUACGAGCACAAGUGCCUCAUCAGUUCCUGUCACCUCAGGUGCCAGGCUCCGUGCUGAAGCAGAUGCCCCCUCCCAGCGGGAGUGUGGGGGGUGUCGGUGGCGUGGGAGGAGUGGCAGGAGUCGGGGGAGGUGUAUUCCCUCCGCAGCUGUCCCCCCAACAUAUUGCCAUGCUCAGCAGCAUCUACCCACCUCACAUCCAGUUUCAGCUGGCUUGUCAGCUCCUCCUCCAACAGCAGCAGCAGCAGCCGCCGCCGCCACAGCCACCACAGCAGCAGCAGCAUCUGCUGCAAAACCAGAGGAAGUUUACUCCAAACGUGCGGCAGCAGGCGGACCCUCAACAGCUGGCCAGAAUCAUGGCGGUGCUCCAGAGGCAGCAGCAGGUUGGGAGUUUAGGCGGCAGCUCCAAACUCUCCCCUUCCCACCAUGGGCUAGGAGGUCCCAAACUGCCCGGGGCUGAUCCCCUUCCACACCCCGGCCUGGCAGGAGCCGUGGCCGACCUGCACCAGAAAAAUCUUGGACCGUACUCCGGCUUUGGUUCUGGGAUGAACCUAACCGGUUUGGACCUGGGUGGCUCUGUGAUGGGGGGCCCUGGAGCCAUGAAGGACCUCGGCGGCCAGCAGUCCCGUUUCAAAUGGAUGAUGGAGGGACACUGUUCUCCGGACACUUCCUCACCUGAGAACGCGUUCCAUAAAAACGGUCCCGUCACCCCCAUCAAGAUGCCAGGGAGCUCGCCCUACUCCCAGUACGACAUGAUGGUUGGAGACGGACUGAGUGACAACUGGCAUCGCACUCCUGGCAACAAGAUGGGCGCCAAGCCCACCAACACGCCGAGCUGGCCUCCUGAGUUCCAGCCUGGUGUGCCGUGGAAAGGAAUUGACCGUAUAGAUCCCGAGUCUGACCCCUACAUGACCCCAGGGAGCAUGAUGGGAAACGCAGUAUCCCCCAGUCUCAAUGACACAGAGCACCAGUUGUUACAAGACAAUACUGAUUCCACCCCUCCCCUCAACACCUUGCUGCCUUCACCUGGUGCCUGGCCCUACAGUGCCUCAGACAGUCCCCUCAACAACGCACACAACUCAGCAAAGUACACAGACUACAAGACCAGCUGGCCCCCGGAGCCAAUUGGACACAAGUCCUGGAAAGCCAGCCGCGGCAGCAGCCAGAGCCAGUUGUCCCGCCCCCCUCCAGGCCUGCCCAGUCAGAAGCAGCCGUCGCCUUCCCCGUGGUCUGGAGGAGCCCCCCGGUUGGCUGGCCGGGGCUGGGGCAGCAGCUCCAGCACAGCUGCCUCAACCUGGAGCGACGGCAGCUCUCGGGAAAGCUGCUGGUUGGUGCUCAGUAACCUCACACCACAGAUUGACGGCUCCACUCUGAGAACCAUCUGCAUGCAGCACGGCCCCUUGCUGACCUUUCACCUCGGCCUGACCCAGGGCACCGCCCUCAUCCGAUACGGCUCCAAACAGGAGGCGGCCAAGGCCCAGAGUGCACUGCACAUGUGUGUUCUGGGUAACACCACCAUCCUGGCGGAGUUUGUGAGCGAGGAGGACGUCGCGCGCUACAUUGCACAUUCCCAGGCGGGAGGAGCCGGCAGCGGAGGAGCCGCAGCAGGCUCCACCGGCUCCGGGCCGGCCACCUCCUCUGCAGUGGGGGCGAACAGUAACGGAGGGAGCUGUGAGCGCGGGGGAGCAGGAGGCAGCAGCGUGACGGCGGCGGCGGCGGCAGGGGGAGCAGGAGGAGUGGAGGGAGCCUCCACCGGCGGAGGAGCUGGGAGCGGUGGGGCCGGGUCCGCCGGCUCCGGGUGGCAGAGUCUGGACAGCACAGGCAGCUCGGCGGAGCAGCCCGCCACGCAGGGGCCCGGCCUGGGCAUCUUCACCCAGUGGAGCAGCAACGGCGGCGGUGCCGGAGGCGUGGAGGCCACGAGGCAGGGUCUGUGGGGGGGGAUGGGCGGGAUGGGCGGGGCGCCGUACCCCAGCAGCAGCCUGUGGGGCUCGCCGGCCCUGGAGGACCGCCACCAGAUGGGAAGCCCCGCCUCCCUGCUGCCGGGGGACCUGCUGGGCGGGGGGGCCGACUCCAUCUGACGCCUGCGUUUAAAGUUAGUAAACCCCCCCCCACCUUACACGCAGGGGUGACAGAAAAUAAAGCUACACUGGUCAUCCCACACACAGACCCUCAGCAGUCAUACUACAUACAGUCUCACCUGACACACACACACACACACACACACUCACACACACAAACCGCCUGACUUUAAAUGAAGACAACCGUGAAACUUGAACCGGGAGAAAAAAGGUGAAAUCCAUUCAACUCGUUCGGACUAAACUGGAUAGCUCUUUGUCUUUUUUCCUCCCAAUCCCACCGUCUGCAUUCAGAGACACGAUCACUCAGGCAUGCACUGCAGACGACUCGGCCAGAGUCGUACACGUCAACAAGUUUAGCUAUUGCUGUUUUCAGUGUGCCGCUUUUUUUUUCCCCAUUACUAUUUAAUGGUGAAAUCUCAAAAAUCCUGACUUGCAGACUGAGCCUUUGAAGACCUGGCCGGCGUACUCGACCCCCUCCCCUCGUUUUAAUUUUUGAUUUUCACUGUAUUUUUUUUUUUUUAUCGUUUUUUGGGUUCUGGAAGUUUGAGCGUGAGAAGAAAUCAGCAGUUUGUUGGAGAUUAGGGACGGCGCCACACUACUGAGUCACAUGGACGAUCAGCACCGUUUGAGAGAAGAAGAGAGUCUUUUCAGGAGGUACCGACACGUCUACCUUGGUGGAACUACACCAUCACUAUGGGACCCAGGGUAAACAAAAAAACAAAAAAAACAAACAAUAUCUAAAGAAAAACAACAUUAGCCAAACUUGCACUAUAUGCCUCUGAGGUUGUUCUCCUCCACAAAUCCCUCCAUUCCCCGAUCAGAGCUACAAACUCCAGACCUUACAGGACCGUGAAAUGUUACAGCAGCAGUGGCCUUGGCGAACGCCCAGCCGCGGCCCCCCCUCCCCCUCCACCUCCCCCCACCAUCGCCUCCCACCGCGCCAUCGGUUACACACACCGCUUUUACAUCUGACGAGCAAAAUUGUAUCUCCAAGUCGAUGUACGAUGUUUUUGGGGGUUUUUUUUUCCUUUUUUAAAUAUAACUUUCUGUUUUAAAAGAAACGUGUGAAACUUGGUGGAAAUCCAGAGAUGUCCUUUUCGUUUCACCCUUUAAACACUGACCUCGCUAUUGUAUUUUUUUUUUUUUUUCUCCUCGAGAAAUCAAGUUGGUUCUUAUAUAUUGUCAUGAUGUAAUGAUGACUAUGAUCACUUAUUUACUCGCUGUACAAGGUGCCCUCCUGCCUGCCCGUGUGUGCAUGAGGAGUGUGAACCCGACGGAGGAGGAAGAGGAGGGUAUGAUGAAGACGACGGUAUCGGGAGUGUCUUUGUUGAUGCUACAAUGUUGAAUGUUUUUUUUUUUUUUUUUUCUUUUUCUUUGUCCAUGAGAGAUUCAGGAGAAAUGUUGGUGGGUGUGUGCGUGCAUGCGUUUGUAUAAUGUGUGUGUGUGUGUGUGUGUGUGUGUGCAUUUGAACACUUAUCUGCUCUAGUCAGGGAAGUGAUGUUAAUCCCACAGCGUGCGUGUGUGUGUGUGCGUGCGCGUGUGGUAAUUGUUAUAGCUAAAAAGUUCAAAAACAUUGGCACUAUUGCAUACGUCUCUUAAGUUGUUUUUUUUUUUUUUCAUUUUUAGAAACAUUUUGUUCCAUGUUUGUAUGUUUAUUUUUCUGUCAAAUGCAAUAAGAAUGAUUUUUUUUUUUUUUUGUUUUUAAGACAAAGCAACCAACUGAAGGCAUUUUUCCGUUCGGAUGCCACAUCGUAACCAUACCAAGCUGAGCUGGAACAGUGUUUUACAGACACGUUAAAAAGACAUUACCUUGUUGUUUUACUGUGUUUUUUUUCUUCUUUUGUUAUGAUGUAUCAGUUUAAAUUAAGUCAGUCUCUAUUAUCACUCCUGUUCAGGAUGUUUGCAUUUAUUUCAGAUGUUACAAAAAAAAAAUGAGAGGAAAUUAAUUUAAAGCAGAAAAGAGCAAGAUAAUAAAGGUUGAAUUGAA